AAGACCGAAAGCAAUUUUCCAAAAAUUUCAAAAGCAAUCACAAGGGAGAAGAAAGAAAGUGAUGCAGCCUCUAUGUGGGUAGGGUUGCAUUCGGUGAAGACCGAAAGCAUAUGAAUGAGGGAAGAGAAAGUGAAGUGUCGCAGCGAUUUCCAUGCUAGUAAAAGUGGGUUUGCUUUCUAAAUCUCCAACAAAUAUCAAAUAAACAAUUAAUAAACUGAAACCCAUCCGUAGACCUUGCAUGUUCUCUAUGCAAUUCAACCCUCACUAAAACAAAUAGUAAUAUUAGUUUAAUGUUCAAUUUUCAACAACAUAAUUGAUCCAUUUGUUUUGCUUCCUUCCUCAUGUCCUAGAUCCUGCACUGUCGCUCACUGUCACGCACUUCCACUUUUCUUUUGAAAAUUCCGUGUUUUCUCAAGAAAGUGGUGCAGAAGUUAAAAGUUGGGGGCUUUCAGCUACUUAAACCUUUCUGGAGAAAGUACAGAGUUUUCCCCACGAAAGUGAUCAAGAAGUUAAAAGUGGGAGCUUUUUCUUUGUUCUUGUGGUUGUUGCUUUUUUAUGAUUUGAGAAAUGGCAGAGCAAGUGUUAGUGAGACCAGGGAGGUCUUUGGCUGAGACUCCUACUUACUCUGUAGCUACAGUGAUUACUGUCUUGGUUUUCGUGUGCUUCAUCGUUGAACGCUCUAUCUACAGAUUUGGAAAGUGGUUGAAGAAGACUAGGAGGAAUGCUUUGUUUGCUUCUUUAGAGAAAAUCAAGGAAGAGUUGAUGCUGCUUGGGCUUAUAUCUUUGUUGUUGGCGCAAUGGGCAAGAUGGAUAUCUGAGAUUUGUGUAACUUCAUCUCUUUUCAGCAGUAAAUUCUAUCUCUGUUCAAAGGAGGAUUAUGACCUUGCUAAACAUGUCUUAUUUGAAAGUUCAUCAUCUUUUCUGAAUAAGACUGGUAUUCCUCCAAAAGGGAUAACAAUUUCAACGUCUCAUCAAUGUGGAGAGGGUCGCGAACCCUUUGUUUCAUUGGAGGGUCUUGUGCAGCUCCACCGGUUUUUGUUUGUUCUUGGUAUCACUCAUGUUCUUUAUAGCUUUUUGGCUGUUGGUCUGGCCAUGGGCAAGAUUUACAGUUGGAGGAAAUGGGAAAACCAGGCCAGCUUAGUGGCUGAUGGGAGUUUGCAAGCAAAGAAAAACAAGGUAAUGAGGCGACAGUCAACCUUUGUUUUCCACCACGCAUCUCAUCCGUGGAGCAGAAGUCGCAUUCUCAUUUGGAUGCUUUGCUUCCUGCGACAAUUUAAGAGUUCUAUAAAGAAAUCAGACUACUUGGCACUGCGAUUGGGUUUCAUCACUAAGCACGAAUUGCCACUUUCUUACAAUUUCCAUAAAUACAUGGUCCGGAGUAUGGAAGAUGAAUUUCAUGGCAUUUUGGGGAUUAGCUGGCCACUUUGGGUUUAUGCAAUAGUGUGCAUCUUCAUAAAUAUUCAUGGUUUAAAUAUCUACUUUUGGCUCUCUUUCAUCCCUGCCAUUCUUGUCAUGUUAGUUGGGACAAAACUUCAGCAUGUUGUUUCCACAUUAGCACUUGAAAUUGUGGAACAAACAGGUCCAUCUGUUGGGACUCAACUGAAGCCCCGGGAUGAUCUGUUUUGGUUUGGAAAACCUGAGAUACUGUUAAGGCUGAUACAGUUUAUCAUUUUUCAGAAUGCCUUCGAGAUGGCGACAUUCAUUUGGUCUUUGUGGGGAUUUAAGGAAAGAUUGUGCUUCAUGAAAAACCAUACGAUGGUAGUUAUUCGGCUAGCUUCUGGGAUUCUUGUUCAGUUCUGGUGUAGCUAUAGCACAGUGCCUCUGAACAUAAUUGUUACUCAGAUGGGAUCGCAGUGGAAGAAAGCCUUAGUUGCUGAGAGUGUGAGAGAAUCUCUUCACAGCUGGUGUAAGAGAGUGAAGGAAAGGUCUAAACGGCAAACUGCGCAUUCAGUGGCUACAAGAUCAGUCUGUUCACUUGAUACAACAAUUGAUGAAGGAGAUGAAAUUACAGUUGCAUCAGGCACUAUAUCUCGGUCAUCUUCAUUUGGCUCACUGAAUGAGGUAACCAUAGCACCUCCUGAACAAGCAGGAGACGCUGAAACUUCAAACCCUCACCACAUUGAUCUUUCUGCGCGGAUUGAAGAGUACUUAAAUGACAGUACAUCACAUCCUCCUAUCAUUGAAGAAGAUGAUAAUGCAGGCAUCAGAGAGGAACCAAAAGUUGAGACUCUAUUCGAAUUGUUUCAAAGGACUUGAGUAGAUUUUCAUAUGAACUCUAGUUUUUUUUUUUUUUCUUGGCUUAAUGGUGCCAUCUUCUGUAUGAAAACACGAAAGCUACGUCAAUUUUAGCUUAAAGCUAUACCUUAUUACCUCAGUUGAGAUGCUUCUUCCUACACUUAUGGAAGCUGUUCUUUAGUUUAAUACAGUAAUCUUGAUAAACCAAAAUCUUAAUGGUUAUCUAUACACAUAUAUUUUCCUUUGUUUUGUA
Molecule: messenger RNA, 2488 nt
Organism: Hevea brasiliensis (rubber tree)
Lineage: Eukaryota; Viridiplantae; Streptophyta; Magnoliopsida; Malpighiales; Euphorbiaceae
Product: MLO-like protein 4
Exons: 15
Coding region: 568-2256 (562 amino acids)
Biological process (GO): defense response
Cellular component (GO): membrane
Source: RefSeq, a predicted model, not a curated record